GGGAGGGGGCACCAAUGCAAGUUAUGAGGUAAACUCUAAAGCACGAGGAAGAAGAGGAGGCCCCUGAUUGACUGUUUCCAAGGAGACCAGUGAUACUACCGAGAACUGUCAGCUUGUCAGUGCUGCAGGUGCACGCUGUCAGGAUGUCAUUUUUAUUUGACUGGAUCUACAGGGGGUUUAGUAGUAUUUUACAGUUCUUAGGUCUUUACAAAAAGAGUGGGAAGCUAGUUUUCCUGGGCCUGGACAAUGCCGGUAAAACAACGCUCCUACACAUGCUGAAAGAUGACAGGCUUGGGCAGCACGUUCCAACACUGCAUCCAACUUCUGAGGAGCUAACAAUCGGUGGCAUGACAUUUACUACGUUUGAUCUCGGAGGACAUGUACAAGCACGAAGAGUUUGGAAGAACUACCUGCCAGCUGUGAAUGGAGUCGUCUUUCUUGUAGACUGUGCAGAUCAUGACAGACUCACAGAAUCCAAGACUGAACUUGAUGCUCUCCUUGCAGAUGAGACCAUAGUCAAUGUACCAGUGUUGGUGUUAGGGAAUAAAAUUGACCGUCCCGAAGCUAUCAGCGAAGGAGGACUUAGAGGAGCUUUUGCACUUGAUGGCCAAGUUACCGGGAAGGGAAAUGUGUCGCUGAAGGAGCUGAAUGCUCGACCCCUGGAGAUUUUCAUGUGCAGCGUGUUGAAAAAACAAGGCUAUGGGGAAGGUUUCAGAUGGUUAUCACAGUAUAUUGACUGACAAAGAGAUGAGCUUAACCAAAAAGGAUGUAGAAGUUUGAUCCUUAGUGAGUGUCAGCCCAUCCAAAUUCCAGGUCUUAGUACUAAGAAUAUCUUAAUUCCUAAAUUCACGUGAACUGUCCUAAAUGUGUUAUUAAUUUGAGAGACAAUUGAGUUGCAUGAAAUAUAAAUUAGGUUGCGUUAUACCAGAUUACAGCCCAUGCAGUAUGCAGUAAUGUAGAUAUGCACGGUUCAGUGUUGCAUUACUUCUGUGUUUAUCUUGGAAUUUAGUAGUGAGCGAGUGAUGAAACAGAAGGGCUCAAGGGGAUCAUGAGGGGCUAGUCUGGAAUUGACGGUCUAGUUUAGAAUUUCAGAUCAUUCUUGUAGAUAAAUAAAAAACUACAGAAGAUGGUUUUUAGUUCAUUUUGUCUGUUAGUGCACAGCUUUAGCAUUUAAUACAUAAAGCCAAAGAUGUAUGCUAAUGACGGGAUUAACAGGCCCAGAUGUUGAACUUCAACAAAAAACAUCCUCAAUGCUGAGUGCUGAGCCAAAUAACAUAAAAAUCCCUUUUUAGUCAUCAAGAAAGGUGAAAAAAAUAGUUAAAUGAAAAGAUGAUGGCGUACACUGAGUGAAAUUAGACAUCAUGUUGAUAAGUGUGCUGUGAUUAAUGUGCUGCUUGCUUUCGGCAUCUCAAUGAAGCUGGCUUGUUGGUUUUUGUGAAAUCAACCUGUACGCGUUGAGGAUCUGGGUUGAAGGCAGCUAAUUUGACAGGAGGACCGACAUAUUUAGCUUAUUAUCUAUGGGCCGUCCAAUAUAGAAUUCAAAGAUAAAAAAGCUGUCCUUUGCUAUAUUGUAUUACAAAGACUGUAAGAAAAAAACCAUCCUUCAUAGAAUAUAGGUCAGACUAGGAAAGAAUAUAUGUAUUUUUGAGUCUUUUCAUCUUAGUCUUAAACAACACCCACUAAAAGAGUGUCCCAUCUCUCUGCUCAGUAUUUCCUCGCGGUUUUACUUGAAUCAAGCAUAGAAAAAAGUCCAGGUUAAAGCAGCAAUAUUUGAAUGAGAGACUGAAAAAAAGGUUUUUUUAAUUUAUUUAUUUAUUUAUUCAUUCAUUGUAUCUAGAGCCUGAGACAUAUAUUAAAUUCAAUAACUACCCAGGUUCAAGUGUUGCAGGUACUUUAUGACUGUCUGAAAAGAUACAAGAGUGCACAUGCAAACGUUGACAUGCUUAACUAAACAAUUAAUCCAAUCUUAUUCAGCGUACUUGAAAUUUAAGUUUGCUUUUGAUUUGGGGUUUUUUGGGUGUUUUUUUUUUUUCUUUGCAUGAAAAUAUUUUAUUGAUUUUUAUUGAUUUAUUUUUUUACAACGCACUGUAUACAUUUAUAUCCUCAUUAUGAGAAACAUGAAGUACAAAAACAGGAAGAGAGGCAUGUGAUCUUUGCACCAUAUUUUCAGCAGCCCUUGUUUACAGUUUAGAUAUGUGGUUUAUUAAUAUGUGAAGGAAUAUUUACAACCCAGAUUAAAAGAUAUGUAUAAAAACAGACUUCAUACAGGGAGUCUCGUUUGUUUACUAAAAUGUAGCAUGCGUGUUAACAAACUGCUUUUCCUUUCAACAGCGUUGUGUACCACUUACCGAACACAUGUAAAUUAUGUAUAAUACUGAUGUAAAUGCUUGUACAGUUACUGCCCUUGAAAAAACACUAUGAAGGACUUAUUUGUAACUGUAUAGUACUUGAUUUGAUAUUUUCAGCAUCUAUCAGUAAAUAUAGUUUCAUGUUAAAUAACAUCACCCACACAGAACGAUGUGAAAGUUUGAUCUACUUAAUAAGCAGUUGACAUGUAAUAAAACCUGCUUUUUAUAGACCAAA
Messenger RNA from Oreochromis niloticus (Nile tilapia), 2583 nucleotides. It is a transcript of the gene sar1aa, whose product is annotated as secretion associated, Ras related GTPase 1Aa. The transcript has 7 exons. Bases 144 to 740 code for a protein of 198 amino acids. Gene Ontology annotation, molecular function: GTP binding; GTPase activity. Gene Ontology annotation, biological process: intracellular protein transport. NCBI's taxonomy places the organism in Eukaryota, Metazoa, Chordata, Actinopteri, Cichliformes, Cichlidae. The record is from RefSeq and is a predicted model, not a curated record.